GGUGCAGGCAGAGUGACAGCAGCGCGACACAACGAGGACAGUAAAACCCAAGGAGAUAGCUGAUAAAUGACGACAUAAAAGCGAAGGUACGAAGCGGUCAAAUUUUUUUGUGAACUCUGUGACAGUGGCCUUGUAAAAUGACACCGGUUAAUUUUUAGUUUGGAUUGUCGCAUAUAUACACAUUUUGCUUUAAUUGUGGGCGGGCAAGUGGAUAAAGGGAGACGGAUGCAGGAAGAUCUUUGCAGGGCAUAGAGCUGUAGAUGUCAGACACCAGCUAGUCGGAGCUUGGGUGUAGAACACACACGGUCAGCAGAAGAUUCUGGGAAAAAAGUCCCUAACCCCUCAGGCUCUGAACUACACGCCCACAUCUUCAACAUGCGGGAGUACGCCACCUUCCAAACGAACGCUUCGACGCCCACCAUCUGCCCCGUCAAUGCCACGGUUUGCCAGGGCUCCGCUUGCCUAGAGCCCACCGGCAGCAGCUUCAACGAGAUCCUGGGCAAGGUCAUGGGCAUCGUCCUGACGAUCCUGCUGGCCAUAGUCAUGUUCUCCAUGGGCUGCAACGUGGAGCUGAGCAAGCUGUGGGGCCACAUCCGCCGGCCCUGGGGCAUCAUGGUGGGCGUCCUCUGCCAGUUUGGCAUCAUGCCCCUCACCGGUUACGCCCUGGCUCUGGCCUUCAACGUGAUGCCCAUGCAGGCCGUGGUCAUCCUCAUCAUGGGCUGCUGUCCCGGCGGAACAAGCUCCAACAUCCUCACCUACUGGCUGGACGGUGACAUGGAUCUCAGUGUCAGCAUGACGGCCUGCGCCUCCAUCCUAGCCAUGGGUAUGAUGCCUCUGUGCCUCCUCAUCUAUACCUCCUCCUGGACCUCCUCUGAUACCAUCCAGAUCCCCUACGACAGCAUAGGUAUCACCCUGGUAUCGCUGCUGAUCCCUGUCAGCCUGGGCAUGUACGUCAAACACAGGUGGCCCAAGACGAGCAAGAAGAUCCUGAAGGUAGGAUCUGUCUUGGGGUUCUUGCUCAUCGUCAUCAUCGCAGUGGUGGGAGGCAUACUCUACCAGUCCUCUUGGGUCAUCUCUCCUGCCCUGUGGAUCAUCGGCGCCAUCUUCCCGCUGCUGGGCUUCAGUCUGGGAUUCCUGCUGGCACGCCUUGUGGGUCAGCCCUGGGUGAGGUGUCGCACCAUAGCUUUGGAAACGGGCUUCCAGAACACCCAGCUGUGCAGCACUAUCGUGCAGCUCUCUUUCUCCCCAGAGGAUCUCGAGGUCAUGUUCUCCUUCCCACUCAUCUACAGCAUCUUCCAGAUAGUGAUGGUCAUCGUGGUGGUAGGAGGUUACCGGCUGUAUUUGCGGUGUGCGGCUCAGGACGCGACAGGCAGCACAGAGAAGCAGGCAUACACCAUGGAAAACGGAGGAUUCCAGCACGACACCAACGAUAUCCCCGCGGGCAAGUUUACACAGCUGUGACUGGAAGGUCCCCUGCAGGGAGACCCUGUGGCAAUGGAGCAUGAGUAUCACUACCCUUUCAACCUCACACUGCCCCCUGUUGUCUGGGAGGGUGUACUGCUAAGCAACUUUCAUCAUAUCAUUGCCUGGCAUUUACCCAGAAAUAUAAUUAGUUGCAGUUUGCCAAUUUAUGCAGAAUAAAUUUAGGUUAAGUACCCCCUCCUCAAAGGCACAACAGCAGAGACCCUCUGGGAUUAAAAUAAGCUAGUUUCCCUGAGUCAUUUUCUGCGCUAAAUUUAGCAUUUGUCUCGAUCGCAAGCAUGCAGGGCAUCAGUCGGUAAUCAGGGCAUAAGGGUGGUGGAGGAACAAGCCAAGCCUCAGGGUCACAUGACCAAAGGCAGAGAGACGGGUGCCAUCGCUCCCUACUCAGUGUGCAUUCUUGGAGCCCCAGUCCCGAUCACAUGACCUGUUACCGUAGUGUGAGACAUUUAGAAUUAUUAAUGGUGGUUUGAAUAAUAAUACACCAGAAGUUACAGUUUUUCUGAAUUGCUAAAGCAAAACUCCGGAAACCUUCCAUCCUUUUCUCAAAACUCAUUCUUGCAAAAUCAAUCUACUCAAGGUCUUUUGCAUGCCGAGUUGCAAAAUUGGAAACCAAAAGACUGUAGUGUAAAAAAAUGUUUAGCAAAAAUGUUUGUAUACAAUUCCACGUAAAGCAAUAUGCAAUGUUUGCAUUAUUCAGCACUUCAAAAAAGUUACUGCAAAGGAGAUAGUAAAUCAUCCAAAUGAGAGGCACAUUAUGGUAAAAUGUUGUACGACUGCCAAGCCAAAGUCAAGGAGGAAUAUUCAUUCUGCCCCAUCAUGAUGUCUCCGAGCUGGAUCAGGCCACAGACCUUCGUCUACAACACAGACAAUGUUCUUCUUUGCUAGGCAACGGAGGAAGAAACCUUUGGUGUCAUCCAUCCAUACCUUGACAUCAAAAUCUGACUGGCUUAUGGCAGCUGCCCUUCUCACCCAGGACGUUUCAUCUAGUCACUCCUCUCAUUAGCAUCAGCUUUAGAAACGUGUGAAAUUUUAAGCCAUUGUGUUCAAAUGAUGCAUGACUGCUGGCUGCGUUUUCCAUUUUGCAUCCGAGUUCAUCACAGUAUUUUGAUGAAUCGGGACAUAUUUAGUUUUGCAAAUAGGGCGACUGAGAUAUGCAAAUUGUGUCUAACUAGGUGAGCACUGCUUACCACUUUGCCAAAUGAGUGGCUGACUCAGUAAGUUUUGGCAAUUCAAUUUUGUUCCAAGAAUGGGGUUUGAUGUUCUAGCAAUUCUGAAAAUCUGUUAAAUUAUUAAUGCAUUACCACAGGAAGGAUUUUUAUUAUGGGUAUUUAUGUAUUUUGUUCU
Paramormyrops kingsleyae is the source of this 2826-nucleotide messenger RNA. RefSeq names its product solute carrier family 10 member 2 (gene slc10a2). The record is from RefSeq and is a predicted model, not a curated record. Gene Ontology annotation, biological process: bile acid and bile salt transport. Gene Ontology annotation, cellular component: apical plasma membrane. Lineage: Eukaryota; Metazoa; Chordata; Actinopteri; Osteoglossiformes; Mormyridae. Gene Ontology annotation, molecular function: bile acid:sodium symporter activity.